CACUGCCACCCGGAAAUACUCUCGACUCUAUUUUGGAGUCGUCAUUUCUGAACCAGUUUUGUAGACGUUUGAUUCAUUAUAUUAAGACGCAGUUUAUUACUUUUAUUUUCGGUUAUGUUGUAACCUGUUUGUUUAUAUCCACUUUUACACACGAGCGUUUCUAUUUUUUUUUAGAGGGUGACCAUAGAAUAUUCCAGUAUUUGAACGAAGCUGUCACGCCCAGGAGAGAACCGUUCAGAAUGUCCGAUUCGUUCGCCAUUCUUACACUCCGGAAAGCUCGUUAGCGAGGCACUAAUCAAUGAUAUAUCAAAACAAAUUGUAGACAAACGUGUCUAAUGAAUUAACUUCUUGACCAAAGACGACAGAGCAGUGGAGCAACACCCAAAUUGACAGAUUUGAAAUGGAAGGAGAUGUGUGUAGCUUCCCCCCAAACUCUUCAGAUGACCACUCACAAAGAGGAAGUGUUGCUUCUUCUGCCACACUGUCCCACUCUCAAGAUGUGCUCAUAUACUUGUUCGGUGACAGCGCCGUGCAUUUAUCAAUAGAAGGGCUUGGCAGUGCCACUGUGCAGGAGUUGGGCCGAACUGUCCGAGAGGCUCUUCAUGUUCCUGAGUCUGCGCAGGAUGCCUUUGCCUUCUGGCUGUCUUCUCCGCUACUUGAGGUGCAGUUAAAAGCAAGGCACCAACCUUACAAGGUGUGUCGCCAAUGGCAAGACUUGCUGUAUCGCUUUACGGAAGCCUCGGAGGAAGACAUUUCACAAGAUGAGCCCUGCCUCCAAUACCGUCGUAACGUGUUUUAUCCCAAAUCUAAAGAGCUGCAGAUAGAAGAUGAGGGAGUGCUACGACUUUUAUAUGAAGAGGCCAAGAGCAAUAUCAUCACUGGACGAUACCCCUGCGAUCCUGAACACUGGGCCUCUCUUGGAGGCUUGUCUCUUGCUCUUAAUGAGGGGACGGGCUUGGACAGGCAAAAAUUGACCACCACUAUACGGGAGAAGAAGCUGUCUUCUUUCCUACCGGCACACGUGGCCACGGGGGGUGGAGGUUUAUUCUCCACAUUGAGAGGCAAGUCAAGCCGUCAGGCAGGUUUGGAGCAGAAUCUCUUGGAGGAGUACAGAAAGAUCAAUAUAUCUGGAGACUCUCAGCAGGACUCAGAGCUUCUCCAGCUGUAUCUCAGAACAUGUCACUCUCUUCCUUAUUAUGGGUGUGCAUUUUUUGAUGGGGAGAUUGACAAACCCGCCCAAGGGAUCCUUCAGAGAGUGAAACGCAAAGCUGUCAAUGUUGGUAUCUCGCUGGAGGGAGUUUACGUGAUGGACGUCAAGGAGAAGCACGUGCUUCUCGGCCUGCGGUUCAAUGAACUUUCCUGGGACCACAGCUACCCUGAGGGGGAAGGCGAUUCGCACAUCCUCUGGCUGGAGUUUGAUGGCGACGAAGAUGGCACUCCCGUCAACAAAUUGCUGAAGAUUUACUCCAAACAAGCAGAGCUCAUGAGUGGCUUCAUUGAGUUUUGCAUGGAGCUCAGGUCAGUGUCUGAGGGAGGGGCCGCAGCAGAAACAGAUGGCGAUGCAAGUCUAUCACAACAAGCCUCUGGAAAAGAUGACAGCAAGCAUGAACGCGGGGGACGGCGUGGAAUGUUGCGCCGGCAAAGUAGCGUCGUAUGCAGCCGGGUCCAUUCGCUCAAUACCAUAAACUACGUCGAUAAUGGAAAAGAAAUCAAAUGCUUAAAGCCAAGAAGAGCUGCAUCGUUUUUCGCACGCCAGACAUCUGGAGCCACAUACUCCUCUGUGCAAGUGACAGAGAGCCUGGAGCAGGGUUAAGUCACCACCUCCAGCUCUGCCGCCCGCCUUUGGGCAAAGACCAAAACAAAACAUUUAAAGGAGACUGGGGAUUGACACAAAAACUCCUGAACAUAUGUCGGACCAAGUGAGGGAUCUUAUUUUGACCAUAUUUAUCCUCUGACAUUGUGUAUAUUUUGCAGGUAUGUUAAUGUGAACACCAAGUGAUUUUGUUAGUUGAUAUGCCUCAAAGGGUCACAAAGUGUAGUUGGCAUCAAAUGCAAAUAACAUGAGAAAAUGGUUGGUACUGAUAACUGUCGCAAAAACCUUUUGACUGUUCUGCAGUGCUCAUGGGCAAAAUCCAAAAAGCCACUCUUCAGCAUAACAGCUGACUUACCUCUUUUUCCUUUUGCAAUCCUUGAUAGCCUGAGUGAAUCAUUACCACAUCUUGGCCUAUUAUAUGACUACAAGUUUAUAUCGUAUGCUUUAAGGUGUCAGUGCCUUGUACGUUUGAAAUGGCACCUUCAGGGUUUUUUUGUCUACAGUAGGCUAUUAGUUUUUGCUGACUUCAGCACCAAGGGGUGAAAUAAAAGAAUAGGUGACAUUUACUUUCAUUGCAAAACAAAAUGCUGCAACAAGCCGAUGGGAAUGUUUCUUCAUAUGUCAAGGGUCACUGACUUUUGAACAUGCUACUAGAAACAGAGCAGAGGCAUCUUGCUAAACAUCUCACAAUUCUAACAUCAAUUUCCUUCCUUAACUCCCCAUGCAAUCAACUCAAUAUUUGUACACUCAUGUUAUGUAUCCAACUUUUCAGAAUCAAAGAUGUUAUUGCUAACAUACUAUGCAUGUCACAUUGUAGAAUAGGCAUUCCAAUUCAUGUGAUCAUUUAUUAUAAGGCUGCACUGUCAAUAUAUUUGUUGAUUUUUUUUGUACUGUAUAUUAUAUGUAUGUAUUUUUAUGUUCAUGGGUUUAUACAAGAGACUGAGGUCACGUUUCCUCUUCAACACUCA
Messenger RNA from Syngnathus acus (greater pipefish), 2781 nucleotides. It is a transcript of the gene frmd8, whose product is annotated as FERM domain containing 8. Bases 401 to 1813 code for a protein of 470 amino acids. Gene Ontology annotation, cellular component: plasma membrane; cytoskeleton. The record is from RefSeq and is a predicted model, not a curated record. Lineage: Eukaryota; Metazoa; Chordata; Actinopteri; Syngnathiformes; Syngnathidae. Gene Ontology annotation, biological process: negative regulation of canonical Wnt signaling pathway. The transcript has 11 exons.